Messenger RNA from Cuscuta epithymum, 915 nucleotides. Lineage: Eukaryota; Viridiplantae; Streptophyta; Magnoliopsida; Solanales; Convolvulaceae. The record is from the annotation of a GenBank genome assembly.
GGGUGGAGUAGGAUUCGUACUCGCAAACAGCAAAGCAAACGGAGCUGAAGUCGGUCUUGAUGCUCAUCUCCUUCCAGCAAUCGCGGUGGGCUACAGAGCUGCAAAAGAGAUUAUAAAGUAUAUACAGUCCACAAAGGUGCCAAAGGCCAAUAUCUUUCCUGCCAAAACAGUAUUGCACACUAAACCGGCACCCUUCAUGACGGCCAUGACAAGUCGAGGACCAAAUGCAAUUUCACCUGACAUCCUCAAGGUGGAUAUAGUUGCACCGGGGCUUAACAUAUUGGCAGCAUGGAGUGAGAAAUCAUCACCUACAAACCUCGACAUUGAUCAUAGAGUGGUAAAGUAUAAUAUAUUAUCAGGAACUUCAAUGGCGUGCCCCCAUGUGAGCGGAGCCGCUGCACUUCUCAAGGCCAUUCAUCCUCAUUGGAGCAGUGCUGCAAUCCGAUCAACUCUCAUUACUUCAGCCGGGUUGAGAAACAAUAUGGGGAAGCAAAUAACAGAUGCAAAUGGCCUCCCGGCAGAUCCAUUCCAAUUCGGGGGAGGAUACUUCAGACCAGCAAAAGCAGCAGAUCCUGGGCUGGUGUACAACACCUCUUACUCUGAUUAUCUUCUCUUCCUAUGCGUGAACGGAGUCAAGGGAAUCGACUCAUCCUUUAAGUGCCCCAAACAUGCCCCACUGCCUUCCAGCCUCAACUAUCCAUCCAUAGCAAUACCCAAACUAAAAGGAGUUGUGAUUGUCAAGAGAAUAGUCACAAAUGUUGGUAGCAGCAGAAGUCUUUACUCUUCUAGUGUUACGCCUCCGUUGGGAUUCUCGGUUAAGAUUUCUCCUCCCAUAUUGUACUUCAACCGGACAGGUCAGACAAAAAGAUUUACUGUUACUGUUCAAGCGCGCACGGAUAUGAAGAUGAACAUGGU